Messenger RNA from Heterocephalus glaber (naked mole-rat), 2176 nucleotides. It is a transcript of the gene Nr1h2, whose product is annotated as nuclear receptor subfamily 1 group H member 2. Gene Ontology annotation, molecular function: RNA polymerase II cis-regulatory region sequence-specific DNA binding; nuclear receptor activity; zinc ion binding. Gene Ontology annotation, cellular component: RNA polymerase II transcription regulator complex. Gene Ontology annotation, biological process: lipid metabolic process; positive regulation of transcription by RNA polymerase II; negative regulation of transcription by RNA polymerase II. The record is from RefSeq and is a predicted model, not a curated record. NCBI's taxonomy places the organism in Eukaryota, Metazoa, Chordata, Mammalia, Rodentia, Bathyergidae.
GUUGCCGGAAGAAGUGGCGAAGUUACUUUUUCUCCUUGUUUUUGCGGUGUUGGGGACCGAACCCAGGGCUUCGCGCACUCUAGGCAAGAUACAAGCCCCCCCCCCAAGUUACUUUUGAGAGGACCCGGUAGUGGUGGCCUGUCAGGUGCUGCUGCGGAGGAGAAGCAGAGCCAGGGACGGAGCUCGCACCUCCCCCGGAUGUUUCCAGGGCAACGGGAGCAGAAGACCUAGCGAAAGGCUGCCCAUUAGACCCCGGCGCGCAGCCAUGAGCCCCGCCUCCCACUGGUGCUCGGAGAGGGGCGGGACCUGGAGCGAGACCGCCUCGUGACCCCACCAUGUCUUCCCCCACCACGAGUUCCGUGGACAGUGCCCAGCCCGGAAAUGCCCCCCCUCAGCCCAGCACCUCCUCCUCUUCACCCACUAUAAAGAAAGAGGGCCCUGAGCCGUGGCUCGAGGGUCCGGACCCUGAUGUCCCAGGCACCAAUGGGGCCAGCUCGGCCUGCAUCGUGGACUUGCUGGCCCUGGCUGUACGCAUCUCCUCCUGUCACGCUGUGUCCUCUGGCUCUGCCUUGGGACGGCUCGUGGACCUGCGCCCUGGCUGCUGUCUCUUUGUGGCUCUUUCUCACGGUCUUUGUCUGCCCAUCCCAGUCAUCCUAGAACCAGAUGAGGAGCCCGAGCCAGAGCGCAAGCGAAAGAAGGGCCCAGCUCCAAAGAUGCUGGGCCACGAGCUCUGCCGCGUGUGUGGGGACAAGGCCUCUGGCUUCCACUACAAUGUGCUGAGCUGCGAAGGCUGCAAAGGCUUCUUUCGGCGCAGCGUGGUCCAUGGUGGAGCAGGGCGCUACGUCUGCCGGGGCGGUGGAACCUGCCAAAUGGAUGCCUUCAUGCGGCGCAAGUGCCAGCAGUGCCGGCUGCGCAAGUGCAAGGAGGCGGGGAUGAGGGAGCAGUGUGUCCUCUCGGAAGAACAGAUCCGGAAGAAGAAGAUUCAGAAGCAGCAGCAGCAGCAGUCACCUGUGGAGCCAAAGGGCAGUGGCAGCUCAGCCUGCGGGCCUGGGGCGUCCCUGGGAGGGUCCGAGCUGGGUGGCCAGGGCCCCGGCGAAGGCGAAGGUGUCCAGUUAACAGCAGCCCAGGAGCUCAUGAUCCAGCAGUUGGUGGCAGCCCAGCUGCAGUGCAACAAACGCUCCUUCUCUGACCAGCCCAAAGUCACGCCCUGGCCCCUGGGUGCAGACCCGCAGUCCCGUGAUGCCCGCCAGCAGCGCUUCGCCCACUUCACGGAGCUGGCCAUCAUCUCGGUCCAGGAGAUCGUGGACUUUGCCAAACAGGUGCCUGGCUUCCUGCAGCUGGGCCGCGAGGACCAGAUCGCCCUCCUGAAGGCGUCCACCAUCGAGAUCAUGCUCCUGGAGACAGCCCGGCGCUACAACCAUGAGACAGAGUGCAUCACCUUUCUGAAGGACUUCACCUACAGCAAGGAUGACUUCCACCGCGCAGGCCUGCAGGUGGAGUUCAUCAACCCCAUCUUCGAGUUCUCAAGAGCCAUGCGGCGGCUGGGCCUAGACGACGCUGAGUACGCCCUGCUUAUUGCUAUCAACAUCUUCUCUGCUGACCGCCCCAACGUGCAGGAGCCCAGCCGCGUGGAGGCGCUACAGCAGCCCUAUGUGGAGGCGCUGCUGUCCUACACGCGCAUCAAGAGGCCGCAGCAGGACCAGCUCCGCUUCCCUCGAAUGCUGAUGAAGCUUGUGAGCCUGCGAACGCUCAGCUCUGUGCACUCAGAGCAGGUCUUCGCCCUGCGGCUGCAGGACAAGAAGCUGCCGCCUCUGCUCUCAGAGAUCUGGGACGUCCACGAGUAGCCUUGCCCAACACCCUUCCAGGGACAGAUGCUGUCACCCUUCUUCAUCCAGGGUGGGAAGGGGCCUGGGCCAGCCUGUUGGUCCCGCCUUGUGGCCUUCAGGAUGAGUCUCAGGGUCCAAGAGUUGCCUUUCCGGCCCACUGAGUCUUCCAGGAAGGGUGAUGGGUCCCAAAUCCUGACCUCUGACCUCUCCCACUCCACCCAGCUUACACCUCCAGCCCGUACACAGUGCACCUUGGACAGAGGGAGGGUGGGCUGGGGCCCCACCCUGGGAGGCCACAGGAGCCAUCCUCUGGUCCUUUUAUUUAAUAAAAACUAAAAGCAAGACAAAAA